UGAAUGUUGUGAAAUUUGUUAGAACUGAUCAUUUUUUCUCAAUAAAAUAUGAAUGAUAAUAUAGUAAUAAAAUUUCAAAAAAUAUGUAGAACCUGUGUGGUAGAAAAAGAAAAUUUGCAAACCAUUUUCCACGUUAUUGAUAUAUUAAAAGAGUGUACUUCAAUACAAAUCAAUAUGGGUGAUGGAUUGCCAGAAUUAAUAUGCGCAGAAUGUCUUGAUAGAUUAAACAACGCUUUUGAAUUUCGAAAACAAUGUGAAACAUCGGAUAAAACUUUAAGACAAUUAGGGGGUAUUGGAGAAAUAUCAGUUAAAUUCGAGGAAAAUGGAGUAUCAAAUGAACCACCAUCAUUUGAAGAUAAUAAUGUUAGCAACAUAGAAGUCGAAGUAGAUAUUAAAUCAGAAAAUUCGUUUACAAAAAAUGAUUUUGAUUUGAAUGAUACUUGUGAUAUAACAGACAGUGACGAUGACAGUGAGGAUGAACCUUUGUCACAAAGAAUAAAAAAACGAAACCAAAAUGACGAUAAUACAUUCGCGAGUAUUGAUGUUAAAUCUGAAAAUACUGAAGUUAAUGCUAUUAAAUCGUCUGAUGAAAGGAAUGAAAAAUUAGAUGAAGUAGAUAGCGAAAAUGAUUCGUUAGCUAAGGCAAAGAAAAAUCGUAAAAAACAAAAUAUUACUUCAAAAAAGAGGUCAAAAGAAAAAAUUCAGGUUACUCCACAAGAGGGUACACCAUGUCCAAAGUGUAAGGAAUGUUUCGAAUUACAAUCGGAUUUAGAACUACACAUGAUUUUGCAUGAGAAAACUUUAAACUGUACAAAAUGCGUGAAAAGUUUUAAAACACGAAGAAGUUUCACUCGGCAUGUACGUAAACAUAUGGUUAUUAAACCAUAUAGAUGUACCAUUUGUACCAAAGGUUUCACUGAAUCAAGUUACUAUGUUCGACACCUACGAGUACAUACAGGUGAAAAACCAGAAAUAUGUUCUGUAUGUGGAAAAACGUUUGGUGACACUAGUGGAUUGUGGUCACAUAUGAAAACACACACACAAAGAAAAGACUUUAAAUGUAAAUUUUGUACGAAAUCAUUUUCACAUUUAUUUAUGUUACGGCGACAUAUGUUAACGCAUACCGGUGAAAAACCAUUCUUAUGUAAUGUAUGUGGCAAAGGUUUUACACAAUCAUAUAAUGUCACAAUGCAUAUGCGUAAUCAUACUGGAGAACUCCCAUAUUUAUGUACAAUGUGUGACAGACGAUUUAGAUUACGCGAUCAAUUGAAAAUGCAUGAACGUACACAUACUGGUUACAGACCCAAUGUUUGUAAAAUUUGUGAGAAAGCUUUUGCAAGACCGGAAUCUCUUGUAAGGCAUAUGCGGUCACAUACUGGUGAAAAACCGGAAAUAUGUCCAGUAUGUGGCAAACGAUAUGCAGAUUCAAGUGGUUUAUCAUCACAUUUACGUACACAUAGUGAUGUAAAAAAAUUUAGUUGUAAAUUUUGUCCAAAGUCUUUUUCGCAUUUAUUUAUGCUUCGAAGACAUACAAUGACACAUACUGGAGAACGGCCAUAUUUAUGUCCGAUAUGUGGUGAAAGUUUUACACAAGCACAUUAUGUAACAAUACAUAUGAGACGGCACACUGGAGAAUUACCUUACGUCUGUAAAAUAUGUAAUAAACGUUUUAUAUUAAAUGUUAAUCUAAAAUUACAUUUACGAACUCAUACUGGUGAUAAACCGUAUGUGUGUAAAAUUUGUGAUAAAGCAUUUGCAAGAACUGAAUCCCUCACUAUACAUAAACGAAACCAUACUGGAGAAAAACCAUUUAUUUGUGAUAUUUGUCCUAAGAGGUACACAUCAUCAAGUAGCCUAGCAAAACAUAAACGAAUACAUAAUACUGAAGAGACACCAAAAGUUAAAACGGAAUAUCUAUUCACUCCCAGAUUUAUAAACAUGGGCGAUGGUUUGCCAGAGUUAAUAUGUUUGGAAUGUCUUAAUCGAUUACACAAUGCUUUUGAAUUCAGAAAGCAAUGUAAAAUUUCGGAUAAAACAUUGAACGAAUUAAAAGACUCUGUUAAAUUUGAAGAUAAUAAAUCAUUAAACAAGGAAACAGACAUCGAUUUAAAAUCAGAAAAUUCUUAUAGUAACACAGAUUUAGAUCUUCAUAAUUUUAAUGAUGAUAGUGAAGAUGAGCCUUUAAUUAAUAGAAUUAAGCAAGACAAUAAUUUCUCAGAAAACUUAAACAACAACCAAAUAAAUACAUUCAACUUAGAAAGAGAGAUGAAUGAAUCGAACACAAAAUUAAAAAGAAAAGAUAUAAAUGCUAUUCAAGAAGGCUUACCUUGUCCAAAAUGCAAACGCAGUUUUGAGCUAGAAUCAGAUUUAGAAAUUCAUAUGAUUACACAUCAAGUAUUUAAAGAACUAAAGUGUCCAAAAUGUUUUAAGAGUUUCGAAAAUAUAAACAAUUUAAAAAGACAUCUUAAUAUUCACAUGACUAAUAAACCAUACAAGUGUAAUGUUUGUAAUAAACGUUUUGCUGCACCAGGUGGACGUAUUCGACAUUUACGAGUACACACAGGUGAAAAACCGGAAAUAUGUCCAGUAUGCGGUAAACGAUUUGUAGAUACAGGUGGUUUGGCGUCACAUAUGCGGUCACAUAGUGAUGUGAAAAAAUUUAGUUGUAAAUUAUGCCCAAAAGCAUUUUCACAUUUAUUUAUGCUUCGAAGGCAUAUAUUGACACACACCGGAGAACGUCCGUUUUUGUGUACAAUAUGUGGUGAAAGUUUUACACAAGCACAUUAUGUAACAAUACAUAUGAGACGGCACACUGGAGAAUUACCUUACGCCUGUCAAAUAUGUAAUAAACGAUUUAUACAAAAUGAUCAGUUAAAAUUACAUUUACGAACUCAUACUGGUGAUAAACCGUAUGUGUGUACAAUUUGUGAUCAAGCAUUUGCAAGAGCUCAAUCUCUUACUAUACAUAAACGAAACCAUACUGGAGAAAAACCAUUUAUUUGUGAUAUUUGUCCUAAGAGAACUUGUAUGGCGGAAAAGGAAAGUUUACAAACAAUUUUUCAUGUUAUUGACAUAUUGAAAGAAUGUACUUCAUUGCAGGUGGACACAGGGGAUGGUUUACCGGAAUUAAUAUGCUUGGAAUGUGUUGAUAGAUUAAAUAAUUCUUUUGAAUUUAGGAAACAAUGUAAAAUAUCUGAUGAAACAUUAAGAGAAUAUUUAUACAAAAGUAAUUUAUCAUCUAAUGAUAAUAAUGAAGAAACAAAUUAUGAUAUUAAAUCAGAAAGUUCUUACACCAUAAAUGAGUCAGAAUUUCAUGAUUCUAAUAAUCAUAAUACACGUUUCAUAAAAAAAGAUGAAGAAAACGACAUUUCAUCCCAAUAUGAUGAUGAAGAAUCAAAAUUAAUUACUUACGAUGGUGAUAAGGAAUCUGUAAAGGAGCAGAAAAGAGGUGUAUUGUCAUUAAGGCAAAAAGAUAAAAUUGACAAAAACAAAUGUAAAUCGGUUUUUGAAAAACAAAAGAAACGUACAAAAACGUUUAAAAAACAAGUAAAUUCACAAACCAAAGGAAAAAGAAAAUCGAAACUCAAAGAUGGCCUACCUUGUCCAAAGUGUUCACAAUGUUUUGAAUUAGAAUCAGAUUUAGAAAUUCAUAUGAUUUCGCAUCCAAAAACUGAUGAAAUUAUUUGUACCAAAUGUUCGAAAACUUUUAGUAAUUUAGCAUAUUUACGAAAACAUGUUACAACUCAUUUGAUAAACAAACCAUAUAAAUGUUUGUAUUGUUCCAAAAGUUUUGCAAAUGCUGGCGGUCGUCUUUCACAUUUAAGGACACAUACAGGAGAAAAACCUUAUGUUUGUUCAACAUGUGGCAAAAGAUUUUCAGAUUCGAGCGGUUUAUCAGCACAUAUGAAAUCACAUAGCGAUGUAAAAAAUUUCGCAUGUACAUUUUGUCCAAAAUUUUUUAAAUUUCCAAAUGAUCUUAGAAAUCAUUUGCGUAUUCAUACGGGUGAAAAACCAUUUUUAUGUACUGUAUGUGGUGAAAGUUUUGCUCAAGCAUAUUGUGUCACAAAACAUAUGCGUAAACACACGGGUGAACGGCCCUAUUCAUGUACAGAAUGUAAUCGAAAAUUUCGUUUAAAUCAUCAAUUAAAAUUUCAUAUGAGAACUCAUACUGGUGAAAAGCCACAUGUGUGUAAAAUAUGUGAAAUGGGUUUUGCUAGGCCUGAAUCUCUUGUGAGACAUAACCGCUCUCACACUGGGGAAAUGCCAUAUACAUGUGAUAUUUGUUUUAAAAGUUAUCCGGUAUCGAGCAGCUUAACAAGGCAUAAACGAACACAUACAAAUACAAAAAUUUCACAAAUAGGCAACGAUGCAGUUAUAAAAAAUAUCUCUGAUCAAUCCCAAGUUCAAGGAAUGGUAGACCGACCUGUAACUAAUACACCUUCACAAUCUUCAUAAAUAUAUUACAUUUACGAAUUGGAAAAAAAAAAUGUGAUGCAAAAUUGAUAAAUAAAAUUUAUUUUUGUAACUUUUACAAAUACAUUACG
Molecule: messenger RNA, 4544 nt
Organism: Chrysoperla carnea
Lineage: Eukaryota; Metazoa; Arthropoda; Insecta; Neuroptera; Chrysopidae
Product: zinc finger protein 62-like
Exons: 14
Coding region: 49-4455 (1468 amino acids)
Biological process (GO): regulation of transcription by RNA polymerase II
Cellular component (GO): nucleus
Molecular function (GO): zinc ion binding; RNA polymerase II cis-regulatory region sequence-specific DNA binding; DNA-binding transcription factor activity, RNA polymerase II-specific
Source: RefSeq, a predicted model, not a curated record